AAACAUUACCUGGGACUUGUCCCCCUCCCUCCUCAUGCCGCUCCUCGGCUUCUCCUAUAACUGUGGCUAUGCUCUCCGGCAAGGACCAUUCAGUCACACACUCGCACACACUCAGCUGCUGCCUGCUGCUUGCUUGCUCUUGGCCAUGCCCAUGGAGAUGGAGAGAGUUUGCAAGAGACGGCCGGGCAUGCCUCCUGCUCUCCUUCUCGCCCUUCAUGGCGUGGAUGAGCAGCAUAUGCCCGCACCAUCGGUGCCUCCGCCGCAGACCCCCAUGGAGCCCAUGGAGUACCUGUCCAGGUCCUGGAGCGUCUCCGCCGACGAGAUAUCCAAGGCCCUGCUGCUCAAAGGGGCCACCAAGCGGAGCUUCUUCGCCCCCGCCGACAGCCUUCUUCCGGCCACCAUACUGGACACAGAGACCUCCUCCUACGAGCUCCUCGCCGCUUCCGGUCAACAGCUCCAGCGCCAGCAACAUCUAGAUCAUGUAACAGGGAGGAGCUCCAUCAGCUGCCACCGCCACUCAAACUCGGUGACCAGAUGGUACUUCCAGCACAAGGAGACCGCCAGGCACGGCAGGAAGGAGAAGGCGCGCGCCGACCGGGCCCAGGCGCACGCCAUGGUCUCCGUGGCCCAGGUGUCCGCCGCGGUGGCAGCCGUCACUGCGGCGACCAGCCGGGACAACCAGGACUCCAAGAUAGCUGCAGCCAUGGCGUCUGCCACCAAGUUGCUGGCUUCGCACUGUGCUGAGGCAGCCCAGCUUGCAGGGGCAGGUCAUGAGCAGGUGUCCUCUGCUGUCCGGUCUGCGGUCGGUGUCGCGGGCCCGGGUGAUCUGAUGACGCUCACAGCGGCCGCGGCGACAGCUUUGAGAGGAGCUGCGACGCUGAAGAAGAGGGUCCAGCGCGAGGCGAGAAGCAAUGCCACUGUCAUUCCUUAUGAGAAGGCCCCUUUGUCCUCGAGUCCUGAUAUCUGGUGCAAGGAAGGCAAGCUGCUAAAACGCACAAGAAAAGGGGAUUUACACAAGAGACGGGUGUCAAUCUACAUUAACAAGAGGUCACAGGUCAUACUGAAGCUGAAGAGCAAACACAUUGGAGGUGCGCUUUCAAAAAACAACAAAAGUGUCGUUUACGGGGUAUACAGUGAGCUCCCAGAGUGGACUGAGCCAGGGAAAUGUUUACCAGAGACAUGCUGCUUUGGCUUGAGUACAGCACAGGGCCUGAUUGAGUUCAAGUGUGAGAGCAGCACCAGUAAACAGAGCUGGGUUCAUGGCGUGCAAAAUCUGCUCCAGCAGGUCGAUGUAGCUGAACAAGUAGGGCACAGGCUAGAAACACUAAAACUCAACUGGUGCAGUUAGGGUUAGUACAUGAACCCAAAUUUGCAGGACAGUCAAAGCAUGUUUUGGGCAGGUGGUAUGUAACAGUAACACUGCUUGAUUAUUCUCAUAAGUUCAACCCAGGUUAAGAUA
Molecule: messenger RNA, 1459 nt
Organism: Triticum aestivum (bread wheat)
Lineage: Eukaryota; Viridiplantae; Streptophyta; Magnoliopsida; Poales; Poaceae
Product: VAN3-binding protein
Exons: 6
Coding region: 35-1348 (437 amino acids)
Biological process (GO): phloem or xylem histogenesis; auxin-activated signaling pathway; leaf vascular tissue pattern formation
Source: RefSeq, a predicted model, not a curated record